CAGUGAGCCUUGUGGGUUCCUAGGAUUGUCUCUUGUUCUGAAUCCAUGGCCUUGCAGUGGAGUGUUGUUUGUCUCGUAGCAGUGGCCAUGCUUGGCUGUCUGUGUGACGCUCAAUUGGAGAGGCUUUUCCAACCCCUUCCUCAGAAGCCUGCCCAACCUCUUCGUCAGUGGCCUGCCCAACCCCUUCCUCAGAAGCCUGCCCAACCCCUUCGUCAGUGGCCUGCCCAACCCCUUCCUCAGAAGCCUGCCCAACCCUUUCCUCAGAAGCCUGCCCAACCCUUUCCUCAGAGGCCUGCCCAAACCCUUCCUCAGAGACCUGCUCAACCCUUUGUUCAGAAGCCUGCCCAAAACAUACCUCAACACAUACCAACACAGACCUGUGAGGUUGUGGACAAGGACAAGGUGUUGUGUGGACUUUCUGGCAUCAAUGCUGCCCAAUGCCAGGCCAUCAGCUGCUGUUUUGAUGGACGGAUGUGCUUCUACGGGAAAACAGUGACUGUCCAGUGUACCAAGGAUGGCCAGUUUGUGGUGGUGGUUUCCAGAGAUGCCACUCUGCCCAAACUUGAGCUAGAUUCCAUCCGCCUGCUAGGGGCAAACGGAGCCCACUGCACCCCUGUCGGCACUACAUCUGCCUUUGCCAUCUACCAGUUCAAAGUUACUGAAUGUGGAACUGUGCUGACGGAGGAACCUGAUACUAUUGUCUAUGAGAACAGGAUGUAUUCUUCAUAUGUAGUGGGGAAUGGACCCUUCGGCGACAUUACCAGGGACAGCCACUAUGACCUGCUCUUCCAGUGUCGGUAUACUGGGACUUCCGUUGAGACACUGAUUAUCGAGGUGAGAACGUAUCCAAACCCCAACCCAGUGGUCAGUGUUGAUGCAGUUCUCCACGUGGAGCUCCGACUGGCCAAUGGACGUUGUUUCUCCAAGGGAUGUGAUGAAAUGCAAGAAGCAUACACCUCUUACUACACGGUGGCAGACUACCCUGUCACCAAGGUCCUCAGGGAUCCUGUGUACGCUGAGGUUCGCAUCCUGGGGAUGACAGAUCCCAAUGUUGUCCUGAUACUGGAGCAGUGCUGGGCCAACACAUACCCCACAGGUGAAGGUCUGCCCCGGUGGGACCUUCUAGUUAAUGGGUGUCCCUACCAGGAUGACCGUUACCUGACCGUGCCCAUCCGCUCGGACAGCUCCUAUUUCCCUCCGGGAGAAUUCUUCUCCCACUACAAGCGCUUCCUCUUCAAGAUGUUCACCUUUGUAGAUCCGACAUCUAUGGUCCCCCUGCAGGAGAACGUGUACAUCCACUGUAGUGCAACAGUGUGCCACGCUCUAGCAGGCUCCUGUGAACAAAGGUGCAACAGGCAAAGGAGAGAUCUUUCUGCUCAAGGCCAAAAGAAGACUAAAGGAGAUGUUGUGGUUUCCAGUCAAAAAGUCAUCAUGAUUGACCCACGUUUUUAUGCUUAAAUCAAAUGUGUUAUAUGCUCCUCAUUUAUAUGGUCUGACUUGACAAUAAAAGAUGAGACAUC
Oncorhynchus nerka (sockeye salmon) is the source of this 1520-nucleotide messenger RNA. RefSeq names its product zona pellucida sperm-binding protein 4-like. The transcript is spliced from 8 exons. Gene Ontology annotation, biological process: prevention of polyspermy; binding of sperm to zona pellucida. Gene Ontology annotation, cellular component: egg coat. The record is from RefSeq and is a predicted model, not a curated record. Bases 46 to 1458 code for a protein of 470 amino acids. Lineage: Eukaryota; Metazoa; Chordata; Actinopteri; Salmoniformes; Salmonidae. Gene Ontology annotation, molecular function: acrosin binding; structural constituent of egg coat.